AUGGCUCUCGCAAAGGAUCUCCUUCAUCCCUCUCCAGAAGAGAAGAGGAAACACAAGAAGAAGUGCCUGGUGCAGAGCCCCAAUUCCUAUUUCAUGGAUGGGAAAUGCCCAGGAUGCUAUAAAAUCAUCACCGUCUUUAGCCAUGCACAAACAGUAGUUUUGUGUGUUGGCUACUCUACCGUCCUCUGCCAGCCUACAGGAGGAAAAGCAAGGCUUACAGAAGGGUGCUCUUUCAGACGGAAGCAGCACUAAAAGCCUCUGGAAUCAAGAAGAAUGGGAAACCAUCCCAAUA
Messenger RNA from Mesoplodon densirostris (Blainville's beaked whale), 292 nucleotides. RefSeq names its product small ribosomal subunit protein eS27-like. Gene Ontology annotation, molecular function: RNA binding; structural constituent of ribosome. Gene Ontology annotation, biological process: ribosomal small subunit assembly; translation. The record is from RefSeq and is a predicted model, not a curated record. Bases 1 to 252 code for a protein of 83 amino acids. Gene Ontology annotation, cellular component: ribosome; cytosolic small ribosomal subunit. NCBI's taxonomy places the organism in Eukaryota, Metazoa, Chordata, Mammalia, Artiodactyla, Ziphiidae. The transcript has a single exon.